Messenger RNA from Magnolia sinica, 1458 nucleotides. RefSeq names its product annexin-like protein RJ4. Bases 89 to 1027 code for a protein of 312 amino acids. Gene Ontology annotation, molecular function: calcium ion binding; calcium-dependent phospholipid binding. Gene Ontology annotation, cellular component: cytoplasm. Lineage: Eukaryota; Viridiplantae; Streptophyta; Magnoliopsida; Magnoliales; Magnoliaceae. The record is from RefSeq and is a predicted model, not a curated record. The transcript is spliced from 6 exons.
UCUUUUUGUCAUCAGAGGAUCUCCUUUGAGAGAGAUUACCAAAGCAUCUCCUCUGUGAGAGAGAGAGAGAGAGAGAGAGAGAGAGAGAAUGGCCACAUUAACAGUCCCUGACUCUCUUCCAUCUCCGAUCGAAGAUGCUGAGAGUCUAAGGAAUGCUUUCAAAGGGUGGGGAACAAAUGAGAAGGCAGUAAUUACAGUACUAGCACAUAGAAAUGCAACUCAAAGGAAGCUGAUCAGGCUAGCUUAUGAAGAGCUUUAUGAAGAGGAUCUCAUCAAACGACUCGAAUCCGAGCUUUCUGGUGACCUUGAGAAAGCAGUGUACAGAUGGAUGUUUGAAUCAGCUGAGAGAGAUGCCAUCUUAGCUAAUGUGGCAGUGAAGAAUGGGACUAUUGACAAUCGGGUGAUCAUAGAAAUAGCCUCUAUUAGAUCUCCUGAUGAGCUUUUGGAAGUGAAGAAAGCUUACCACGCACGUUUCAAGCGAUCCCUAGAAGAAGAUGUUGCCUCGCACACAACAGGUGACUUCCGUAAGCUUUUGCUUUCACUAGUGGGCACUUACAGGUAUGAUGGUGAUGAGAUUAAUGGAAGGCUAGCACUAUCAGAAGCCAAGAUUCUCCAUGAUGCCAUUGAAGAAAAGAACUUCAGCCAUGAAGACAUCAUUAGAAUCUUAACUACAAGAAGUAAGGCGCAGCUCAAUGCAACCUUCAACUGUUACAAAGACGAGUAUGACACUGCCAUCACCAAGGGUCUGGCUGGUGAUUCCGAUGAAUUCGUGUCAGCGCUGCGAGUGAUAAUCAAAUCCAUUUGCUCCCCUCAUAAAUACUUUGAAAAGGUGCUGCGCAAUGCAAUAAAUAAGCAGGGGACAGAUGAAGAUGCAAUCACGCGCGUGAUCGUAACACGUGCUGAGAAGGACUUGAAUGAGAUCAAGGAAGCGUAUUACAAGAGAAACAACGUCACUCUUAAUCGUGCAAUAGCCAAGGACACUUCUGGGGACUACGAGGCCUUCCUCCUCGCUUUGCUUGGAGACUAAGGCUGCAUUUGGAAGUUCAAACGAAUUGAAAUGCAAUCCUUUCAAUUCAAUAGAGUUCACGUGACAAAAUUCCGACAUGCCCCCAUAUUGCAACUACUAUCUUUUCAAGUCCAACUUGGAAUGCAUUGAAUGUGCAAUUUGGUGUUUGGUUGUCAUUAUGAAUUUAAAUGGUCAUGUCCUCUAUAAUGAAUUCCAUGAGUUGCAGUUCAAUUCAAUUGAUCAUCUGAAUGCACCAUAGCUAUAGCUCUCAUCUUACUUAUCGAAAAGUUUUCCUACUUAGUUUGUGUUCUCUUGUCUACUGUCGAUUACAGGACCAUCGUAUCAUCUAUGAUUAUGAUUCUGUGGAAUUCGGUGUGCGCUUUUUUCUAGUGUUUGGAAUUGAAUCCUUGAGUUAAUCAUGGUUAGAUCAUUAUGAGUAUUAUUGUUGCCUA